This is a messenger RNA of Klebsormidium nitens, 1482 nucleotides long. NCBI's taxonomy places the organism in Eukaryota, Viridiplantae, Streptophyta, Klebsormidiophyceae, Klebsormidiales, Klebsormidiaceae. The record is from the annotation of a GenBank genome assembly.
AUGAGAAUGAACGAAACACUACUGGUCAUAGCUGCAGCGUCGGCAAACUUCUUCUUCCAGUAUCAGCUCUUUGAUUACACUAAGAAAGAGGGACGGGCCGAAUGGGACGCAACGUCGUCACAUGAUUGGCGCCAUAGAUUAUCCCACGGGGUGGCGUUGUUGAAUAUGGGGUUGAUCAUCCUGUCCACGAUCAUGAAACGUGUUGCUCUCAAAGAUGAGGGCUCCGCGGAAAAAGAGCCCCAUCAAACUCCUGGAAUGGAAGCCCGUGUCUCCGAUUCGACUAGGAUGGAAAGAGACGAGAGCAUCCCCGAUCAGGCUUCCAUGGAAGAAGGAGAGAUCUCCAUCGCGAAUUGGGUGGCGGGAGAAUGGAUCACGCACGAGUGCAACCAAAGCGGUGACUUGGUGGGAUCAAUCUCGGGGGCUGCAAAAGCGGCAGCAGAUAACGCGAAAAGGGCCAUCAAUCUGGCGUCUACCCCAACAGAGUUGAAUCAUGCGAUCUCUGCCAACCGUCAUGCCACAGCUGCCCUCGAGGCUGCGACUAACGGACAGAAUAUGAAGGCGGUCAACCAUGUCAAGGAGACUGAAGCGCAUCUGAACGUGGGCAGCCCUCAUUCGGAUGAGUGCAAACGGCUCCUCACAGAGCUAGGCUUUAUGGGGCCCGGCGUGAGCAAAAGGAAAGGUGCGUCCAGCUUCAGACGCUGGGCUCUGUCUCAUCACCCAAAAAGAGGUGGAGAUGCGAACCUGUUUGCGAGGGUCAACGCUUGCUAUUGGUCCACGACCGUGCCUGCGAAGGCGGCGCCGAGAUCAAGGAAGAAAGCGUCGGCCGGAAUCAUAAUUCACCAUAUCAAGGGCUUAUACGAGCGCCAGAGAGCCGAGAACGAGGCGCGGCACAAGUCCGAGUUGGAUGCAAGGGAUGCAAAGCUACUGGCAGAGAUAGAGCGUCUCAGGCGGGAGAGGCCAGCGCCGGCGCCUCUGGCAGGAGGUCCUCCGCCGCCGCCUCCUCCUGGUGGUCGAGGAGGUCCUCCACCGCCGCCUCCUCCUGGUGGUCGAGGAGGUCCUCCACCGCCGCCACCACCGCCUGGUGGUUUUCAGAUGGGUGGUGCAGCGGUGGGACCGGUUGCAAAGCUGUUCAAGGACUUGGGGUACUCUGUGCCCGAAGCAAAGAAGCUGGCUGCCGUGAUCAAGGAAAGCGCCCCCUUUAAGGACGUCCCAAGCGAGGAGGAGAUCGUGACCGACUAUGCACCACAACUCCGCUGGGCGGUAGAUUCUCUUGUGUACCUGAACAAGGGACUCGUUGCCACGGAGCCCCUCUUUGACAAGAGGUUGGCUGCAUACAAGGGGCAUUUCUCGAGAGCCAAGGUGACGCAAGCCAUUGGGAACGCUAACGUUGCAAAGGUGCGCGAUGGGAUGAAGGCAUCUUUGCAGAAGGCGCAGCAUAUGAAAGCACUGCAGGACGCUCUCGCCCGUCGAAGAGUCGACUGA